AUGGCUCCCAAGAAUACCACAAGGCUUGGAUUUCAAAUCUUGAGUACCUUGGAUCAUAAUACUUUUGGACCCAGACUCGGAAGACUUAGCGUGGAAGGACGGAAAGAUCUGGAAACCCCAGAUUUUAUAGCUAUCACAUCUAGAGGUGUUAUACCCCAUAUGACGCCAGAUGUGAUUGCAGCACAUGCACGAGUACCAGGUGUCCAUUUCGCAUUGGAAGACUUCAUAGAAAAGAGCAAUAAAACAACCAUAUCUCCUAUCUUAAAAUAUCCCGGACCAGAACCACCGCUUCAUGCCUUUACUUCCUUGUCUAGAUCAACUAUAUCUCUCUUGGCACCGAGACGAACACCAGCUAUUACAGCUCCUAGUGGUAACGGUAAUACAGCCAUUUCCGUCUUCACUUCGACAGGAUUCCAACCUCUUUCUAACAAGUCCUAUAUCGAUUCAAUCGAGACGUUACGUCCAGAUAUAGCUAUUGCACUUGCCGAUGUGCCCUAUAGCACUAUAGCGGGAGCGAAGCGUACUGCCAAGAUGGGCGAUAGAAGUGGGCAGUGGUUGGCUCAGCUCUUGAGCGACAAAUUCAAAGAUCAGCCAGUAUUUGCGCCAGUAUUGCCCAUAGAUUAUCAAAGUCAGUGGGAGUAUAUAAAUUACAUAUCUGACGAACUCGUGGAUGAGAUCUCAGGUCUAGCUUUCUAUGACUCGAACUUACUCCCCGACAUACCAGAGACUACAACCAUGUCUUCACUUCCACGUCUUUCACUAGAUGAACCAUCAUCUCCCCAUCACGUCCUUCGCCAAAUAUCACUUGGAAUGGACAUUUUCACAAUCCCAUUCAUUAACUUCGCCACAGAUGCCGGCAUUGCAUUAAGCUUCGAAUUCCCAUCUCCCACAACAUCUCAAUCUCAAUCUCCAUCUUCCAACGAAGGUAGCUCCGUCCUUUCCCUAGGUAUCGACAUGUGGACUCCAGCCCACUCUUGCUCGCUUCUCCCCUUAUCCACAUCUUGCAAAUGCUACGCAUGCACUUCGCACCAUCGAGCAUUCAUCCAACAUCUACUUUCCGCCAAAGAAAUGCUCGGCUGGGUCCUAAUUCAAGUCCACAACCAUCAUGUUCUUUCGGAAUUCUUCACUUCGAUACGACAUAGUAUUAAAGAAGGCACGUUCGAAGAGGACUGUAAGGAAUUUGCCAGAAUUUAUGAUAGCGAGCUACCGGAGAAGAGCGGACAAGGACCUAGGAUUAGGGGCUAUCAGUAUAAAAGUGAAAAGGCGGGAGAGAGGAAGAAGAAUAAAGUUGCCUGGAAUAAUUUAGGGCCUGAUUCCACGGGCACUGGGUCGGAAGUUACGCUUGUGCCUGAUGAAAACUCGAAAGAGCUUGAAGAUAAAGGCUUCGCGGAGAAACUAGAAAAUUAG
Sclerotinia borealis F-4128 is the source of this 1407-nucleotide messenger RNA. The record is from the annotation of a GenBank genome assembly. NCBI's taxonomy places the organism in Eukaryota, Fungi, Ascomycota, Leotiomycetes, Helotiales, Sclerotiniaceae.